Molecule: messenger RNA, 5592 nt
Organism: Pomacea canaliculata
Lineage: Eukaryota; Metazoa; Mollusca; Gastropoda; Architaenioglossa; Ampullariidae
Product: membrane-associated protein Hem-like
Biological process (GO): cell morphogenesis; neuron projection morphogenesis; cortical actin cytoskeleton organization
Cellular component (GO): SCAR complex
Source: RefSeq, a predicted model, not a curated record
AUGUCGAGGUCAAUGAUUCCUAGCCAACAAAAGUUGGCAGAAAAGCUUACAAUUCUCAAUGAUCGGGGAAUUGGAAUGCUUACUCGAAUCUACAAUAUCAAAAAGAUGCUUGGAAACCAAGAAAACAAACCAGCGUUUCUGUCAGACAGACAGGUGGAGCCAGCUGUUCGAACUCUAUUGAAAAAGUUUCCACAAUAUGAUAUCAAAGCAAGUCAGCUGCAUGUUGUCAAUAACCAGAAAAAUGAGAUCAUGAAAUCUCUGUCAUUGUACUACUAUACAUUUUUGGACAUCAUGUACUUCAAAGAUCAUGUUGUGGAUCUUCUGACAACUAUUGACGCUUGCCAAGCAUUCCUUGAUAUUAGGCUGAACUAUGAUCUCACCAAACAGUACUUGGAGCUUGUAGCCACCUAUGUGUCAAUCAUGAUACUUGUCAGCAGUGAUGAUCGAAAGGGUGUCAUUGCACUUUUCAAUGUUGCCCAUGAAUUUCUUCAAGGCAAAGGAGAUCAGGCAUUUCCACGGCUUGGACAAAUGUUCCUGGAUUAUGAUCCACCCAUGAAGAAGCUUUCAGAAGAAUUUGUGCCGCACUCUCGGAUCCUGAUCCCAGCAUUGCUGUCACUGCAUCAGCUCUAUCCAGAGCACAAUCGCACAGCUGAACAGUUGCGGCAAAUGCAAGUGCUCAGCAUCUUGUCUGAGCCUUCCAAGAUGUCCAGCGUCCCCACUACAGAAGUGAUUCAAUGUGAAUACCUCUUGAUGAACACCAUGGAGAGAUGGAUCAUCUUUGGUGGAAUGCUUUGUCACCAAAGUCUGAUGGAUCCAAACCUCUAUGCCCUCUGGAAGGCCACUCUGGAGUCAGGAUACAUUGUCCAGCUGUGUCGUGAUGAAGUCCUGCACAUUCAUUCAUUUGUUACAAGCUUUUUUGAGAGUCUGAAAAGUCAACAUGGGCAUAAUAAAAGGAUAACAGAAGUAAAAGAAUUUCAGCAGGUUUCAUUGCAGACAUCAUCUGGUAUCCAUCGAGAAAGACGAAAGUUUUUGCGUACAACACUCAGGCAGUUGACAUUGGUCUUUACCGAAGAACCUGGGCUCCUAGGACCAAAGGCAUUGUAUGUGUUUAAAGCUUUGUCAAUGGCACAAGAUGAAGUUCACUGGGUUUUACGGCAUGUGGCAAACCCGCCUUCCCGUCGCCACAAUGUUAAACUGCCUCAGGAAGAUUUCAAUGACAGACAACUUCCAGAGCUUCUUUUUUACAUAGAGGAAUUAAGAGGUUUGGUCAAGAAGUAUAGCCAGGUGAUACAAAGGUACUAUGUUCAGUACCUGUCAGGGUAUGAUUCUGUGUAUCUCAAUCAGAUCAUUCAGAGCAUUUCAAUGGUGCCAGAGGAUGAGUCAGUGAUUCUGUCUUCAUUCUACAACACUAUGGUCUCUCUUUCUGUCAAGCAAGUGGAAGACAAUGAGCUGUUUGACUUUCGAGGUUUCCGGUUGGACUGGUUCAGGUUGCAGGCUUACACAAGUGUGAGCAAAGCUGGACUGGUGUUGCGUGACCACCAGGAUCUGGGGAAACACAUGAAUACAGUAGUCUUCCACACAAAGAUGGUGGACUAUCUGGAUGAAAUGAUCAAUGAAUGUGGAGAUCUGGCCGUCUAUUGUUUUUACACAACCUACUUUGAGCACCAGUUCAAACAGUGCAUGGAAUUUCCUGCCCAGCACCGCUUCUCCAUCAUCUUCCCAAUGAUCUGCUCCCACUUCAUGAAUGCCACGCACGAGCUCUGUCCAGAAGAGCGACACUCUAUUGGGACGACAAGCGUGCAGUAUGCACACUGGUUCCUGCGGGAGAUGUCUGAAGAAGUUAACCAAGUGAUCACUGCAAUCUGUGAGGAGCAGUGCAUGCUUGCUUAUAAACUUUUGCCUAAACACAGUGCAGCCAUAAUCCUUGCACAAGUGCAAAAACGCCGAGAAAAACGUAAAGACAAGAAGGAAAAAGAGAUUGAAAAGCCAGGGGAAGAGAGUGUUCGCAAAAACCGAGAGGUUUUUACACGGAUGGAUAAACUGCACAUGGCUCUGACAGAGCUGUGUUAUGCCCUGAACUACUGCAAUGUCAUUCAGGUUUGGGAUCAUGGCUUUGUUCCACGUGAGUUCUUCCUGCAACACUUGGAAGCUCGCUUCAACAAGGCACUUGUUGGCAUGAUGAUGUUCAAUCCUGAAACAAUGGAUGUGGCCAAACCCUCAGAAUUGUUACAUGGUGUACGAGCCUACAUGAAUGUUCUUCAGGGCUUAGAGAACUAUGUGCACAUCGACAUUGCUCGCGUGUUCAACAAUGUGCUGCCACAGCAGACACAAGCCACAGAUGCUACAGGCGAGAAGACCAUCACAGCCAACUAUACUCACUGGUAUCUGGAAGUUUUGCUGCGCAGAGCCACUUGCAAUACUGGCCAGAUUGUCUACUCCCCUCGACAGAAAGCCUUUGUGACAGUUUCUCCUUCAGAAGGGCAGCAGCCGGUUUUUGCAGCUGAAGAGUUUGCAGAUUUGAUGGAGCUAAAAGCACUGGCUGAGCUGAUUGGGCCGUACGGUAUGAAGUAUCUGGGAGAAAGACUGAUGAUGGGUGUGGCCAGUCAGGUGGAUGAACUAAAAAAAAUUGUUGUGACCAACAAAGAGACUUUAGUCCAGCUGAGAACCAGUUUUGACAAACCAGACAUGAUGCGGGAACUCUCACGCAAACUCCAAACUCCACAUAAGAAUGCACCUAGUGAUGCAGACAUUGUUUUGACACGUAUGACCAUCAUCGGAGUUUUGUUGUCUUUUCGAGCUCUUGCUCAAGAAGCUUUGAACAACGUUCUUGAGGACCGAAUCCCAUUUCUGAUGGGUUCCAUACGGGACAUUCAUCAUCAUAUGCCAGACAACAAAGAUUCAAUGCCUGCUGCUUUGAAGCUACAGGUGGUUAAUGAGCUUGCCUCUUCAGCUGGCGAGGUAUGUGAUGUGGACCCCACCUUGUGCAAUGCACUGCGAGCACUGAAGAGUGAGCAUGCAGAAGAUGAAUAUACCAUAGCCUGCCUGCUGUUUGUGUUUGUGGCGGUAUCUGUUCCAAAGCUUGCUCGUUCAGAACUGUCUGUCUACAAAGCCUCUCUAGAGGGUCACCUCAACAAUGCUCACUGCUUGGCCAAGUCUAUCAAUGCUCUUGCCGGUGCACUGUUCUCACUGCAUGGGCCUGGAGACACUGAGGCUCGACUACAGGAGUUUUUAGCACUUGCAUCAUCAAGUCUUCUGAGACUGGGAUCUGAGAAUGAGAAGGAAGCAGUGAAAAACAGAGAAUCUGUUUACAUCCUCUUAGAUUUGAUUGUUCAAGAAUCUCCUUUUCUGACGAUGGAUCUGUUGGAGUCCUGUUUUCCAUAUGCACUGCUGCGCAAUGCCUACAAUGCUGUGUACAAAGCUUCUGCCAGUGAUAGUUGAAGCACUUGGCAGAUUUCCCUUUCAGUAUUGUUUCAUUUAACAUACUUUUCUGUCAUUUGUAGUAAUGUGUGUGCUGUGCAUUGACCUUGUAUUAUAAUAAUAGUUAAAUUUUGUAGAGUGCAUUUCUUCAUGCAAAGGUGAGCCCAAUGUGUUCUACAUGAAAGACUUCAAACAGACUCAACUAUAAAAAGAAGCAUAAGCACCAGCAAAUGGAUGACAUGAUGGAAAACAUAAAGUAUCAUCUAUACAUGUUCACCUUCCCCACCUUUUUUAUAGAUGGUUUGUAAAGCUUUUGUAAUUAUGGCAUUAUGAUGAUUGUUAAAAAUACGUAAUCACUAAAAUGUGGCAUUCCCAAACUGAAGGAAACUGACGACCAGAGUGCAUUGUCAAAGUUUAUCUGUAUCCGCAUCAAACAAGAUUUAAGACCUUGAGGGUUGCCCCAAAAGUUGUUUUUUCUGAGGCUGUAUGACAUGAGAAAAAGAUGAUUGGUUAUCGUAAUAUUGACAUUACCUGUUGACCUGACCAUAACAUCUGCGAAUGUUGUCAGUAGAAUCCGUACAUAUUUAGAAGUAUAUUCAUGUUCACAGAAGCACAAAUUCAUGGACAGAAAAAGUAUUUACUAGAACUAAUAUAUUAAUGUUAAAUAAUUUUUUUUUCUAUCACAGGGUAUUGAGAAAUAUUGGUGUUCUUUUUCCAAAAUUAAAUCUUGCCCUUUUUAAAAUGUGUUACUAGAUAAAACGUGUUAGAUAAAUGUGUUUCAGUUAAUUUCUAUAUCAGGUUUUCAUUUUUAAUUCACAUCUUUUAUUCUUCUUUUCCUUAUGGAAAGUGUAUUCUCACUGGUUGAAAUUAAAUCUGUUGCAACCUUUGUAAAUAACAUGAUUAUUCUGAACUAUUUUGAUUGUUAUAUCAUGAUUAGUCAUACAUGUGAGACUGGAAAUACAAAAGGCAUUGGACAGUAAAAUAGAUGUACAUUGCAGGUGCAAUAGUAGUCAUUGGAUUUUUUUUUUAAAUCCACAGGAGGUUUUGCUGUUUUGUAUAGGAUUAUGAUGGCAGUGACACCAUUUACCUGUAUAGGUGGACUGCUGUCUGUCUGCAGAGACCAAUGCUUAGUCUCUUGCUAAGUUCACUGUUAGAGCGAGCCUAAACAAUGAAUGGGACUAAACCAGAAGCUUUGUAUACACCAGCCUUAUUUAAGUAUUUCAUUAGAAAAAAAUCAUCUGGAAGCAGUCCAGUAAUACAAGUUCGUGGUCACACUGCAUUUAAGUACUACAGUGCCAAGCUCUUUAACAGUUGACUGGGCUGAGCUCUGUACAAGAUUUUGUUUUUUGAAAUGUGUGAGCAGUCUCCAUUCCUUCUGAAGAUACAUUACUCAAAAAGGUAAAAAUUCUGGCAUCAGGAAUGUAAAUGGCUGUGCUUAAUUAUCAGGGCUAUUGCCAGUCUUGAGUCUAUAUGUUAAUUAGGUGAAUCCACAACAUCAGAGGUUUUACUUUUGCUCUGUAUGAUGGUGGUGAGGUGGUGACUAUUAUAUAUUAUAUAUCCAGAAGGAGUUAGGGGCAGUAGGGUUGUUCACUGAAGAUUUAUUGGCAUUCAGUCUUGUAGUGAGCUCAGGUCAGUCAUAUGAGGAUCAGGUGGGGAAACUGUUUUGCACUUAAGUAGAUGUUUAUUAAAAAAGUAGAGAAAAUGGCAUACAGAAAAAAUGUUUGCACUGACUACAGCCUCUCUUAUUUAUUAGAUUUUGAUUUGUUGAACUCGGGCUGCAAAAUAGUUUGUUUAAAAAUGUGGGGGAAAAAUCUGUUUUUGAAAUUUUAGGAAUAGUGAAACUGGAUCAAAAAAGGUGAAAGAUGAUGGCAGAUUUUGUGUGUGAGUGUGUGUGUGGGUGGAUGGCUGUGUACAUGUAAAUGCAUGUGUGUGCUCAAGUGUGUAGUGUUCCUGUGCAUGACUGUAUUCCUAUUCGCUUGAAUGAUGUUAUUUGCAAAUCUUCUGACUUUUCUCUUUCCUUCAUAAUCCAAGGACCAAAAGACAGAAGAAAUUUUUCAUUUUGCUAUUAUAUUAAAUACCUUUGAUACAAGUGCUAUUGAUAUUUAUUAUGUACAUUUUAAAGAAGGCUUUUUUUUUCUUUUUGCCAAAAAUAAAAUUUUCUCAGUACUGUCUUAA